AUGUCGUCCGACGAAAAAGCGGCGGCCGCUUUUGAAGCAGAUUCGCUUCGAAAGCUCGCCUUUUUUGGAAUUGCCGUUUCUGCAAUAGCCACUCUUACCGCGAUCAUCGCGGUUCCCAUGCUUUAUAAUUACAUGCAACACGUUCAAUCAUCACUCCAAUCCGAGGUCGAUUUCUGCCGCCAUCGAACAAAUGGAUUGUGGGAGGAAUAUAGCAAGUUUGAAGCUGCCACUGGCAUCCACGGCCGAAUCAAACGAUCCACAUAUCAGAAGUCCAAUGGAGUUACCGGGCGGUUUCAUCCGCACGCGCCGCAGCGGCGGAGAGCCACAGCUCGCGGGGCUGCUUCCUACAGUACCACCUAUUCACAAGAUGCUGUUGUUGGAGGUGGCGGUGUUGGAGGAUCAUGUUGCUCAUGUGGUGUUGGACCAGCUGGACCGCCUGGUCCACCAGGUGCUGAUGGCAAUCCUGGAAAUGACGGACAGCCGGGAACACCUGGAAACCCAGGACAGGAUGCGAUUGGAGAUGAGCCACCAACGGCUGCCGAUUUUUGUUUUGACUGCCCCGCUGGACCGCCGGGACCGCCAGGCCGGCCAGGACCGAAAGGGUCGCCUGGAAAGCCGGGUGCUCCUGGAAACCCGGGAGGAAAUGCGCUACCAGGACCACCAGGACCGCCCGGACCGCCAGGGCCCCCAGGAAACGAUGGGCUUCCAGGCAAUACGGGAAGUCCUGGUGCCCCUGGUCAGGUUAUCGAAGUGCCUGGCACCACCGGACCUGCCGGACCACCAGGCCCAAUUGGGCCACCAGGAUUGCCGGGUCAGCCAGGACCACCGGGAAGCGCGCAACCAGGGCCGCAAGGACCACCAGGAGAUCCAGGACUCGAUGGGGCGCCAGGAAACCCGGGAGCGCCCGGAGAUCCAGGAUCACCAGGAGUCCCAGGUGUCGGAGGAGGAUGCGAUCAUUGCCCGCCGCCAAGAACAGCACCAGGAUAUUAA
Messenger RNA from Caenorhabditis bovis, 990 nucleotides. The record is from the annotation of a GenBank genome assembly. Lineage: Eukaryota; Metazoa; Nematoda; Chromadorea; Rhabditida; Rhabditidae.